AUGAACUUUUCUAAGGGACCACACUAUAUUGAGGACAUGAAGGACUUGCUGGGUGACGGCAUCUUUGCCGUCGACGGAGUUAAGCUACCUACCACCCGACACACCAAUGCGCUACACGACGUAUUGAAGAACGUGUGUGCUAAGAAUCGCUCCAUGGACUUGUAUAAACUGAUAAGUUGUUACUCGACCGAAGUGUUUACGGACAUGAGCUUCGGACGUCUAACCGUUCAACGGUUCCUCCAACUCGACAUUAAGGAGAUCGAUGCUGCGGUGCUGAGUAUCGUCCAACAAGUCCUUGCGAAUCGUGCAUUAACUCCUGAAGACGAGCGAGGAGCAGCAAUACGACCCCGUGUACCUACGCGACGUUGUCGUCGACUUUCUCGUUGCUGGACGUGA
This is a messenger RNA of Phytophthora infestans T30-4, 396 nucleotides long. RefSeq lists its product as uncharacterized. Gene Ontology annotation, molecular function: monooxygenase activity; iron ion binding; oxidoreductase activity, acting on paired donors, with incorporation or reduction of molecular oxygen. Bases 1 to 396 code for a protein of 131 amino acids. The record is from RefSeq and is a predicted model, not a curated record. The transcript is spliced from 5 exons. Lineage: Eukaryota; Oomycota; Peronosporomycetes; Peronosporales; Peronosporaceae.